This is a messenger RNA of Bactrocera latifrons, 364 nucleotides long. RefSeq lists its product as uncharacterized. NCBI's taxonomy places the organism in Eukaryota, Metazoa, Arthropoda, Insecta, Diptera, Tephritidae. The transcript has 3 exons. The annotation marks the transcript as partial. The record is from RefSeq and is a predicted model, not a curated record.
AUGCCAGAAAAUGACGAGGUACAGGCACAGACCGAUGACCUGGAGGACGAGUACUACGUGGAGCUCGCUUCGAAACUGCCCAUGUCAUCGGAAGAGCAGGUGCGCCUCGUGGAAGACAAACUUUCACAAAAGAAUAAGUUGCGGCUAAUAUUGAAGUCAAAGAACGCAAAAGGCGGUGUGGACGGCGUACUGCGUGGUAUGUUUUCAGACGAUCUAAUGUACCACUACAAUUUAGAGGGGCGCAAGAAAAGGGAAUCCAUACUAAAGCUAAAAUGCGUAGGGUUUGGUUUUGAUAUAUUUGCUGACAAGAAUAAAAACACUAUCUGUGGGGAGCUCCAGAGAUUUGUGGCCUUAAGCCACAAUC